AUGUCAUCGAUCAAGCCCCAGACGGCUCCACCUCCAACUUCGCAUGUUGGUCUAUCCUAUCCCGCCGACCAUGUCCUACUCGUCACGAUCAAUCGGGAAAGACAGAUGAACAGCAUCCCGUUUGAGGGUCAUCUGGAGAUGGGACAAGUGUUCGAAUGGUUCGACCACGAGCCGAAUCUACGCGUCGCCAUUGUUACUGGCGCGGGUAAGAAGAGCUUUUGUGCUGGACAGGACCUGAUACAGCUUGGCAAGAUUCGGAGCGGGGAAUUGAAGCUGAGCCCUGGGCUCAUGAGGCAUCCGCUGAGUGGAUUCGGCGGUCUGAGCCGCAGGAUGGGUAAGAAGCCAGUUAUUGCGGCUGUCAAUGGGUUUGCACUCGGAGGCGGUUUCGAGAUAGUUUUGGGCUGCGACAUGGUCGUGGCUGCACCACAUGCGAUUUUCGGUCUUCCAGAGGCUCUGCGCGGCAUCUUCGCGGGUGCAGGAGGCCCGGCACGCCUCGUCCGCAACGUCGGCAUGCCCAUAGCGACUGAGAUGGCUUUGACUGGCCGACCCAUAACUGCGCAGCGGGCCAAAGAGCUCAAUCUCGUAAAUCGCAUCUCGUCGACUCCGGAAGGUGUCGUGGACGAGGCUCUGAAGCUGGCGAAUGAGAUUGCAGCUAUCUCACCGGAUUCCGCCAUCGUUACUCGCGCAGCGUUAAGGGAAGCCUGGGAAACUGGAAGCGUCGAGCGUGCGACGCAGUUGACAAUGGAGCAGUACAAUGGCCGUCUCAAUACAAGUGAAAAUGCAUUGGAGGGGCUAAACGCUUUUGCUGAGAAGCGGAAACCGAAUUGGAAGCCUUCCAAGCUGUAG
Messenger RNA from Pyrenophora tritici-repentis Pt-1C-BFP, 846 nucleotides. RefSeq names its product CaiD, Enoyl-CoA hydratase-carnithine racemase. Gene Ontology annotation, cellular component: mitochondrion. Gene Ontology annotation, biological process: fatty acid beta-oxidation. Gene Ontology annotation, molecular function: enoyl-CoA hydratase activity. The record is from RefSeq and is a predicted model, not a curated record. NCBI's taxonomy places the organism in Eukaryota, Fungi, Ascomycota, Dothideomycetes, Pleosporales, Pleosporaceae.